AUGCCAGUAAUAAACGACUCAAACUCAACUUCAGAUGAUGAUGAAAUGUUAUCAAAUUAUAAAUCAGCAAUUUCAAACAAAAAACAAUGUGUAUUUGUUGGAUAUAGCCUUUCUGAUUUUUAUGUAGAUGAAUCAAUUUCAAAAAAUUAUAUGUUAUUAGUUGCUUUAACUCAUGGAAGAGUUAUUAGAUGUUCAAUAAAACAAUAUAAUGAAUCAAAUUCUAGUAAAAAUGAUAAAGAUAUUAACUUGAAUGUUACAAAAAUCUUGAAAAAUUUUAUAAUUGGAUUAACAAAUACUUUAAAAACCACUGAUCCAUCACUUGAUAAAAUUAUAAUUAAACAAAAUAUAAAUUUAGAAAAUUCAAAAUUUUUACGUAAAAUUGAAUUAAAUGGGUUUGAAUUAGUAUUUUCACCAAGUAAUAAAUUAUUAGCUGAUCCAACUAGUCAUUUUAUUCAAUUAAUUUAUACAUUAAGUUUAAAAUCAACCUCAUUAAAUAAAGAUAAUGAUAAUGAUGAUAAAGAUUUUCAAAGUUGUAUCCAAAAACUUUGUGAAUCAAUUGAAAAAGAUCAAUUGGAAUUUUUAAUUGAUAAUAUUGAAAGUUGGUUAAGAUUUACUAAUACUUGUUAG
Messenger RNA from Lodderomyces pseudojiufengensis, 627 nucleotides. RefSeq lists its product as uncharacterized. Lineage: Eukaryota; Fungi; Ascomycota; Pichiomycetes; Serinales; Debaryomycetaceae. The record is from RefSeq and is a predicted model, not a curated record. The transcript has a single exon. The coding region runs from base 1 to 627 and encodes 208 amino acids.